ACAAAAAAAAAAAAAAGGGAGGAAACAGAAAUUGCAAAAACGAAAACGAGCCAAUAAACUGUGCUCCGCUUUUGCCCCUCUACCCCUACGUAGAGCAGAGCUGGAGAGACACAAGCAGAGCUUGUGCUAAGAACCAAUAAAAACAAAAAACGGUGCUUUAAGCUUGCCAAAGGAAAAGCAGCAAAAGAACUGCAACAUCAACAAUUUUCCCCCUUCGCCCUGACACUGUGUGAAUUGCGGGCACAAUUCGCGCUUAAACGGAAAAAUGAGUCCAAUAUAUUUGGUUCUGCUCCUUGGGAUGGCAGCCAGUGUGGCCAGCUCCUCCAAUCGCGCAAUGAUGCAUCUACAUCGCUCACCCUCCAUGAAUGUGGAUGCCUUACGCACUGAAUAUUUCGCCUUAGAGAAAUCAUUGUGGGAUUAUUUGGACAAAACUAGCAACAAGGAGACACGUUUGCGUAAAGUCUAUGACUCGCAUAUGAAUUUCUCGUCCAAAUGGCAAUUCAAUGGAGAAUUUUAUGAGAAAAAAUAUGAUAUUUUGAAUCAUUAUGAAUGGAAAAUAUUGGAACGUGAUUUGGUUUAUAUCAAUAAGCUAUACGAUACAUAUAAGGACACAUUUGUUCAUCAGAAUAAUAGCGCCCUUUUAGAGGAACGCGCCGUAUUGGAUUUAGCGGAGCAUGUGUUACGCAACGAUAAAACCUUCUCAAUGAGUCGCAUAUUUGAAGAAAUUGAACAUACCAUGAUCGGUCAAUCACUUUACUAUAGGGCCAUGUUGAAAUUCUCGGAUCAGAUAUGUCUGCCACAACAAUCGGCUCAACAAUUUAUUUACUCUCUGUAUGCGGAUAUUGCAUUAACCGAACUUAAAGGUUAUACCAUGAUGGAAUUCUCUUGGAUGAUGUUACGUGUAUAUGGCAAAGGAAACUACACCCAGGAAGCGGAAUUAAUGCGUCAAAAUUAUGAGAAACGCACAGAGCGCACCCUAAAACCACUGAGAGAGGUGAUGCGUCGUGCCGAUCGUAUAGUAUGGCGUUGCGAUCCACCCAAACAUAAGGCAGCAGUGACUUAUGAUGAGAUAACACGCCUCUUGCAAGGUUAUAUAGAAAACGAGGUCGAUCUAAAUACCGAUGAGACAUGCCGAGAGACUUGCUCAUUUUAUCAAGCAACCCGUUCGGAGGGUUGUUUCAAGGAAUUAUUUUGUGCUCGUCAACCCAAAUGUUCCGGCAGAUUGUUUGAUUGUCAAUUUGUUGAUUCCGAUAUGUGGGUAUGUCCGUCAGCCCAGAAUAGCACAAGGCGUUACGAGUAUGUGGAAUAUGAGAACGGACGCGUCUUGGGUCAAAGGGGACAAUGUGUACGCGGCACCACAAAGGUUGAUAGUUGGUGGCGUUAUCUUUUCUGGCAUUGCAGUUAUUGCUUCUGUAUGUGCGAUGAGCAGGGUCUAAAAUCUGAUCGAUUCUUCAAUCUACGCGAAUCUUUGUCGGAUGUCAAGCGCAAUAGAGUUGUUACUGGACUACGUUUUGUGAAACUGAAUCGUAUAUUCCAUCUGCAGAUCCAAGAGGCCGAGCUAUUGCCACGUGGAGCCGUCAAUGAGAGUACAUUGGAGUGGCGAAAGAUUGAUUCAUAUAACAUCUUUGAUAGGGAUGUCAAAAAGGGUGUCGACUAUCAUACUUUGAGCUAUGAAAGUCGUUCCAUUGAUUUGGAUGACAUAUAUACAGAUGAUAAUAGUUAUGUUGUAACGGGUGUACGGUUCCGUGUGGUCGGAGCACAUUUGAAUUUAGAGGCACGUUUGAGUGAAUUAGAUUUUAGAACCGGUCAACUCAUUCAGCCAGAGGUAAACAGUUUCUGGAAGUCUAAUGACAAUACCGAUGUUAGCGGUGAUGAUCGCAGAAAAAAAAUACCACUAUCCAAUGCGGAUUUGCCAACACGCACCAUAACAACAUCCAUACCGAUAUCACGUCACAAUCAAUACAUCGAUUUCACUUAUACGGGCUUGGACAAGGAUGCUGCUCAAAGUACGGUGCCGUUUAUUGAUAUACAGGAUGUUACAUCGAAGCCCCCAGUGCCAUUAUCGGGCAUUGGCAUCUACUAUAAGGGACGUCAGGGUUAUGGAGGUUUCCUAGCACCUAAGAUUAUAACAUAUGAUUUCACGCCCCAUGUUAUAGUGCCCACAAAGAAUAAGUUCUAAACUAAUUAAGAAACAAGGACGAAGUAUAAGAGCAUACGAGGAGAGAGCCCGAUCAUCAUCAUCAUCUCAGAUAUCUUAUAGCUUUCUAGGAUAUUUUACAUACAUACAAAAUACAUUUAAUCAUUUUGCAUUAUAUCUUGUCUAGCUUUAAAAUUAGUCUAUAUAUACAUAACAUAUAUAUACAAACAAACAAACAAAAUUCAUUAAAAGGAUGAACAAAGGAAGACAAGAUAGAAAUCCAAUCAGAACAAAAAUUAAAUAAUUAAAAAUAUUAUUGAAAUACAUAGUAGUUUAAUCAUAA
Molecule: messenger RNA, 2480 nt
Organism: Drosophila willistoni
Lineage: Eukaryota; Metazoa; Arthropoda; Insecta; Diptera; Drosophilidae
Gene: orion
Exons: 5
Coding region: 266-2179 (637 amino acids)
Source: RefSeq, a predicted model, not a curated record